AUGAAACAUGGCUUUCUUACAUGCAACCUAGCACUUAUUAUCGAUGAAACCGAUAAUGAUGAACCAAAAAAUCCGAUUUUAAAGGAAAUGGCUGAAGAUAAGGGAUUGCACUUUAGUGUGGAGUGUCUGGAUGGUUCUGCUAUUCUUCAUGUACAGCUAGUAACAAGGAAGAGAGAAGAGAAUUACAUUUGCACCUUAAUUUACGAAUAUUUGUUAUCUGUUUUGGUGUUCGAUUGGGUGAAAGGAAUUAAAAUUGCUUCUCUUUCUUUUUCAAAACAUGAACCAAAAGAAUGUGCUAAAUUUCCUUCAGUUAGAAAGAGUUAUGAAAAAGAAAAAUGUUGCACUGUUGAUGAUCAUUCGCUUUCGGAUAAUGGAAAAUCUGGUAGUGUUGCUUCAACUGAAGAAACUCCUUGUGACGAGUCUAAGGGUGGUAUUGCUGUUAAUGGCCUUAUUUCAAGUGAAGAAAAUAAUCUUAAUGAAGAGUUUGAGUAUUUCUCCGCAGAGGAUGAUUUUAGUUCCAAACUUCAACGAGUCAAACCAAUAUUCGACUCCAAAAUAAUGAAGGAGAACAUCUAUUUUGCACUACUUUAUUACAAGCCACCAGAGAGCACUGAUUCACACAUUUCCACAGAAUCCUGUGUUUCGAAUAGAUCUCCUAAUACCAAUUGUACAGAAUUCUCUACUACUGAGCAACAAAGUGUUAACAAUUCAACAUCCCCAACAAGAAUGUUAUCUUCACAUAAUCUCUCCUCUGCAUCAACUUCAAGUAGUGGUGGCAACUAUGCUCCAACAAAGGGACAGAAUGUUCUCCAACGUUCAAAGGCCAUUCUCUCAGAUGUUACCAAUUUUAAUUAUUUUGACAAGUUCAAGAAUGCUGUAUAUGAGGGAAAGAGUAAGGCACAAACAUCUAGUGGCUCUACUACAAGUAAGAAAGUGGGAGGUAGUACUAAGAAGGGAAGAAAACAUUGA
This is a messenger RNA of Naegleria gruberi, 969 nucleotides long. RefSeq lists its product as uncharacterized. The record is from RefSeq and is a predicted model, not a curated record. Bases 1 to 969 code for a protein of 322 amino acids. The transcript has a single exon. NCBI's taxonomy places the organism in Eukaryota, Heterolobosea, Eutetramitea, Acrasida, Naegleriidae.